AUGUCCCUUCAGAUUCGCAAUCAUAUAACCAAGCCUUCCAACAAGUCUCCACCCGUCCCAAACAAUUUCUGCACAUUUACCCCAUCCCACACUCCCCAGCAAGAGAUGUGGAAUUCCUAUCCCAACGACCAAGGCAUGCCUAUGGACACCUAUCCCUCUAGCUCCAUACCAGGUUAUUUCGACCACCAAACGUGGAGUGUCCCUCAAGCUUCCUACAGUAUCCAAAACGACCACCAGGGACUUUCUACGACAUCGGGAUCCUAUACUGACUUUGGCGUAGCGAACCAACUGCCAGUUCUGACCUCCCCCCUCCCCUUUGAACCCUCGGCGCCCGUCCCAAGUCAUCCUUCCCCGCCCAUAGAAUCCCUUGUUCUCUUUUCUGCGCCCCACACUCCCUCGAGCGCCGGUACAUUGGCAACCCCGCCCACCGGUGCUUCAACUCUUCCUAGCGGUUCACCUCGAAAUGCCCAACAGGCCCUUCAUCGCGAUCUUUCUCCCACUUCCCGUGCCCAGUCGUCUGUUAGGGCGGCAUAUCGACAACAAUACAACCUCUUCGUCAGAGCCAGGAAUUUACCGUCUGAGACCUCCACAGGUCAAUUCAUUCCCCAAGCCAUCUAUAAGCCGCAUACCAAUAGCGAUCGGAAACGUUAUGUGGAAGAUGCCACCCUGUCGGACCCACUCUACUUUGAGAUGGAGAAUCCGUCCGAGUUCGGCAUCUCCCUCUAUGACGCCCUGCACUCCAAGACGAAACGAUUGGUUAGCCGCGAUAUGCCCGUCUUUGAAGGCCGAGGUCCCAGUGUCUCGAUACGUCUUGAGUGGCCGGGAUACCGCCAAUGGACCCGCCAAAUCCCAACGAAAGACUUCCGAAGUCCACCGGGGCCCAUAACCAUGGCCAAACUCGCCAAGAACGUCGCCAAAUGUGUCCUUAGGUUCAUCGACGAAAACAAAGACCGCCCUUUGGAAGACGGAGCAGAUAUUCGAUGGAAGGUCGGUCUGCGACCCCACGAGAUCAAACUUGAGGAUGUAGUCCUCGUCAGCUUGCACCAUGUCUCUUUGGGAAGCUGGCAGCCCCAGUUGCGCUUGCGUCGCCCAAAGCCUUUGUAUGCGAGGUGUUGA
This is a messenger RNA of Coprinopsis cinerea okayama7#130, 1116 nucleotides long. RefSeq lists its product as hypothetical. The transcript is spliced from 5 exons. The record is from RefSeq and is a predicted model, not a curated record. NCBI's taxonomy places the organism in Eukaryota, Fungi, Basidiomycota, Agaricomycetes, Agaricales, Psathyrellaceae. Bases 1 to 1116 code for a protein of 371 amino acids.